Messenger RNA from Hydra vulgaris (swiftwater hydra), 1110 nucleotides. RefSeq lists its product as uncharacterized. Lineage: Eukaryota; Metazoa; Cnidaria; Hydrozoa; Anthoathecata; Hydridae. The record is from RefSeq and is a predicted model, not a curated record.
UUUUAUUUUUAAUUUUAUUAUUUAACGUGCCUUAUUAUUUAUACAAAAUAAUAUUUAUACAAAACAUGGUUUAAUGCCAUUACUUUCAUAAUUGAUAUAGUAAAGAAAAGAAAAAUCAAAGAAGAAGUUAAAAUGGUCAAAGCUGUUCUUGUUAAGCACCUUGGAGAGCGAAAAAUUGUUAUUGCUAAUAAUAGCAUUUCCAAGAAGUUUGCUAGUACAAGUGGGAACAUUUGUGGAAUCACAUGGAAUGGAUGUAAUGUCGAUGAAGAUACUUUUGUUGCCAUUCUAAAUAAGCAAAAUCUGGAAGUUGAGGCCUUGUCUUUGCCAGUGUCUAAACUUUAUUCAAGCUCUUUUUGCCAAAGUUUAAAUGAUUUUUCUCCUGUUAAAAACCCUGUAUACAUUGACCUUGAAAAUUUUCAUGCUUCUUCACCACAGCAGUGUUUAUCUUUACCCGUGACAAAUCUAGAGAGCACAGCACAUGUAACUGAACCAGUUUUUAUUCAAGAAGCUUUACCUCAAAAAUGUGCAUUUUCGCAGUCUUCAUUGGCAGGCAUUUCCAGUCAACCAUCCUAUACUGCUCAAGUGGCUUUAACAUCUAAUCCACUAACAAAUGCAAUCCAAAAAAUUGAUAGAACUUCUUUUGUUGGUGAUGUUAGACAACAACUCAUUAAUUACUUUCCUCCACACAUUAAACAUUUUGUUAGCAGCAAUUCUGUAGUAGAAGAUAAGAUUGUGGCCAGAGAAUUAAUGGCUUGUCUCUUAUCAUUCUGCUUCUCCCAUAUCCCAACUCAUGCUAUCAUUGAAAAUAGAGUUCUUCUGCAUAAAACAUUCUUUUCAAAGUUAAAGUCGAUUUGUCUCAGCUUAUAUCCUUGUUAUGGUCAACGAUGGGAUCUCAUUUUUAAAAAGUUGCUAAACAAUUAUCGACAACGACAGUAUACCAAGUGUCACAGCUUAAAGGUGAAAAGGAAAAAUAACAAUAGGAAACUUAAACCUGUUGUGACUGAAUUGGUAGCUAAUCAAAAGCAGUUAUUAAAAGAUGUUGAAAGUAACUUUUAUAGCUCUUGUAUAUGUUUAAAAUCUACUAUUACUUUUCAUUUUAGAAUGAAUUAA